Molecule: messenger RNA, 1476 nt
Organism: Babesia ovata
Lineage: Eukaryota; Apicomplexa; Aconoidasida; Piroplasmida; Babesiidae
Product: tRNA wybutosine-synthesizing 1 homolog
Exons: 1
Coding region: 1-1476 (491 amino acids)
Biological process (GO): tRNA processing
Molecular function (GO): catalytic activity; 4 iron, 4 sulfur cluster binding
Source: RefSeq, a predicted model, not a curated record
AUGGACGAAAUAACGGCUGCGUCGGUUACACUGGCGUAUGAAUGUGACAAGGAUGUCAAUGCCGCCUGCGCCGGGCUGUCUUCCACCAUAAGUCAUGAGUUUGCCAACAUCGGCGUGCAGUGUCAGUCGAUCCGACUUGAAGCACUGCUCGAUAGACAGCCCUGCGAAGCCUCCAAAUCAGACGGAUAUAGGAUCCCAGAGGCUGAUGAAGAUAUAUCCUGUACCCUCGUCAAUAUAUGCAGAAAAAAGGCGGACUACAAGGAUUCAUCUGCACUCACCACUCUGGUAAUAGUUGUAGACAGCAAGUUACGCACACCUGCGCUUGACAAUCUCUUGAUUACGCUUCAAGAGUGGUGCGAAGACUUCAGGAUCAGCAAGACUUUACUUAAGGGAUUGUGCUGUGCGGUAAUUGCCUGCAGGUGUAAUGCGGGCACAGCCAACACGGCAGACGAUGGUCGCCCUUGCAGGGAGGUGACCGACGCUAUAAUCGCAUUGGAGGAGUGUAUGGAAGCGCUAGGUGCGCAUAUAAUCUUGAGUGAACCACUGUGUUUCGGUCCGACUGACAUCGGCCAAAUUGUCACCUUCACCAACCUCGUCAGCGAGGCUUGGGACGCUAUCAACUUUGCCUCGACCCGGAAUGCACAGAACACGGACGAUGUUGAAGGCAUUGUGGGAUCUAGUGUACCUGAUGUGCCUUCUAAUGGGUCUUCCGAACAUCGCCGCCCGCGAAGUACUGACUCCUCGCCUCCAGCAGUCCAGCAUGAAGCAUCAUCUCACGUGACCGAUAGUGCUACAGCGCACACAUGUUGUCGGUCCGGUCAUACAGAAGCUAUAGAUGUCCUUACGGUGAAUGGUACUGAUCACCAAACAAAGUGUUGCCAAGGGGAGGAUAGUCGGGGCACGUGCCAGUGUAAUGAAGCACGCAACGGAGAUUCCUUGCCAGCCGACGAGUAUACUUCCGACGAAGAAGAUGACACAAAUACGGCGCAGGCAGCAGGAUGCGCGCCGGAAUCUGACAUCGAAAAUGUCGCUUUGGACGGUGGGAAGAUGGUCACCGAGACUCAACGGCAGUCUCUCACCAAGCAGGGCUACAAAAUCAUAGGCGAACAUAGCGCCAUCAAACUAUGCCGGUGGACAAAGGCGCGUGUACGUGGCCAUGGGGGUUGUUAUAAGCACACAUUCUAUGGCAUCAAGUCAAACCAGUGCAUGGAAAUGACGCCCAGCCUAGCCUGUGCUAACAAGUGCGUCUUCUGCUGGAGGCACCACACGAACCCCGCAUUGACUCGUUGGAAGGGGACAAUAGAUGAUCCAGAUUUCCUGGCUGAGGAGUCAGUCAAAGCGCAUUUGCGAUUGAUCAAGGAACUCAAAGGUAGGCUUCACUCAACUUCGUCAUGGAUGCGUCAGGUAUAUUUGAUACCAAGGGCGAUAGGCUCAAAGAAGCGAUGCAAGUGCGGCAUUGUGCCCUUUCGCUCGUAG